AGCGACGUCACCUCACCAUAGAGGUGCUGCAGGAUAGCGAGCGACGCCAUAAGAGGCUGAUGUGACCGCGCUGCCACCUGCUGGAUGAUGGGGAUACUACAGGACAACUGACAACCGCCGCAGCUAUGCUCCAACGCCAACACCAGUAGGAGGACAGGUUCAGUGUGUACUACUGCUGUACAACUUCUUUGCAUAAAGACACAGAACACUGCUCUGGUAGAUCACUAAAUAAAGACUGCAAGAGGAUAUUUUUAAUAUGUUGUAUUCUGUCCAGACUGAACGUGCAUUAGAUCACCGCCCUCCCCCUCCGGUCGCAAGUUCCCAGGCUAUGGAGGAAGCUUGGUCGGCCUCCUUUGAAGCGCAGCGGUGACGAGGUGAGCCGCAAACAUCAGCUCGCCAUGGCAACCAGUGACGCGCUGACCGGAAGUGACCCGGCGGCUUCACUUCCGGAAGCCGGGACGCGUGGAGAGGCGACGGCAGGGAGCACUUCAGCGGGUAUUUAGGUGGGAUGAGAAAUAAACUUGACCGGUCCCAGGAGCAGAAAGCCGGAGAGAUGUUUCAAGCUAAAAUUCCUACCACAGCAGCCACAGGGCAUGAUUCUCCUUGCAGUCCGUCAACAAGUGUGGUCCAGAGGUCAAAGUCUUUUAGUGUGAAGCCCCCAGUUAGAGAACUCUGCUCAUCCUGCCAGACGACCGUGUAUCCUAUGGAAAGGCUGGUGGCUGACAAACACAUCUUUCACAACAGAUGCUUUUGUUGCAAGCACUGCAGUACCAAACUGAGCCUGGGAUCCUAUGCUGCCUUGCAUGGAGAAUUUUACUGCAAGCCUCACUUCCAACAACUUUUCAAGAGCAAAGGGAACUAUGAUGAAGGCUUUGGACGUCGACCUCAUAAGGAUCUGUGGACCCAUAAGGAACAAGAAGCACCUGGUGACAACACACCUUGAGGGUGCAGAUCAUCCAUUUCUCAAUUGGGUCUUAGCUUCUCUCACCCACAAUGCACGCGAGGUUGGGCCCUUUAUAUGCCUCAGUGUGGCUUGUUAUUUUUUUUUUUUUUUCGUUGUUGCAGAUAAAGGCACUUUCUAUAGGAUGUAGCUUAUGCAGUUAACCCCUCCCUGGGUGGCGGAGGCUUGCUGCAAAAGGACAAGUGAUACCACACCACCUUGGCCAUUAAUUUCGUAAUACGAUAUCCUCACCCUCUAUUAGCAAUUCCUUCUUCCAAUUUCAUGUAUAAACUUCAAAUAUCUCCUCCAAUGCUGGGGCUGUCCUUCUAGGCACAUGUGGUCUCUUGAAUGUGUCUGGGGUAGGGUGCAGACGAGUGAGAAAGGGUAUCACACUUGAUCGUAAUCCACAGCAGCAAGUUGUGCAUUUGCACAUUCUUAGUGAUCACCCAAUUUUGCUACCUUUUUGAUUUACAAAUCUCAGGGUGAUGGCAGGGAACAAGACUGUAUCCAUCUUGCAGUGAAAGCAUCAAUCAUAAUUCCUCAGAAUACACCAAAGUAAAAUUGCUAUAAAGUGUGGGUGACUGCUUUUAUAAGGCACAUGGUAACAGGACAGCCAUACCCUUCUCUAUGCUCUUAAUGACCUCAGGGGACAUGCACUUCUGUUAGUUAGAAUUCAGAUUCCAGACAUGCAUACAUACACACAAAUUGGCCUUUCCGAUAUUCCGCUUCCUCUAUUUCGUAAAGAGAUUGAAACAUUCCUUAACUCUACUGCUGGUGGGGACAGGAGCCCCUCUCUGCCAGUAUAAGAGUUACUAAUUCUCUGCACUGGUUUUGGGUGUUGUUUACAGACUGUUUAGAACCUCUGAAUACUCGCAGUAAGACUUGAUUGUAUAAUAAAAGCCUCUGUAGGACAUGUUGCUCCCUCUUUUUGUUUGUAGAGCUGCAAUGCAACUUCCAUAGCCCUCUCGCCCUAGCAGUACUCUGUAUAGUAGAACUGGGUUUAUAAUAAUUGACUGAACAAUCGCGAGUAUCGGAUAGUUCAGGAGGGAAAUGCCCCUACAUCAGUCAAUCACAAGAGAACAUAUUAAAAUGUACAGUUGGGUUUAUUACAGUGAGGAUAAAAGCAUUAGAAGUCUCUCCAUUUUCUAUACAGAAUAGAGGCAAGCAUUUUGUGGUGUUGGUUCACUGGAACCCUAAUGUUCGUAGCGUCUGCUUUUUGCGCAUACAUUUUCUUGUUUGUAAUCGAUUAUCAUUGGUGCAUCCUCCUCUGUGAUACAUGAAUGGUUUGUUUGGCCUUUAAGUGUGUUUGUUACCUCACAAAGUGAGACCGCCAUUUUAUGGCUUACCAUUUCACUAGGAACCAGUGUUUAAUAUACCUACCAACAAUUUGUUAUACAGAAUCAGGACAAUUUGAAUACUCACCUCCCUGGGUUUGGUUAAGCAAGCCUCAAACAAUCUUAAAACUUGCCCCUUCUGGUUUACAAAGCCUUUAACUACUGACAGGUGUGCAUCUUUGCGUGCCUUAAUGAUGUUGCCAAGUGAUGGAUAGUAUGCAUUCUUAUAAAUACUGGUUCAGACCCCAUCUAUGUGUAGGUGAUAAACUUACAGUACAUCUCAAACAUGCCAUGGGGCAAAUGUAUUAAGCCUGGAGACAACAUAAAGAAGUGAUAAACCAGUGAUAUGUGUAAGGUGAUAAAGGCACCAGCCAAUCAGCUCCUAACUGUUAAUUUACAUAUUACAGCUGAUUGGCUGGUGCGUUUAUCACCUUGCACAUUUCACUGGUUUAUCACUUCCUUAUGCCUUCUCCAGGUUAAUACAUCUGCCCCACUAAGUGAGAACUUUAAAUGUAGUUAAUACACUUACAAGUACUGAAGAAUUAUUCAAAUGAAUACCCUGUUUUGAAGGUGGCUCUUAAAAGGUCAUGUACAAUUAAUGUAAAAGAAAUCCGCAGUAAUCCCAAAAAACGUGUGCAGCAGAUAGUAGUGUUCAUACCUUUAUUGUGUUGUGAGUAAGCAAACACUUGACAAUGGCGGAGAGCAUUUCCAAGUCUACUGCUAAUUACUGAACACCUCCAUCUAGUGGUGAUCUGCACAGCUACAAGCAGCUGUAGGAUUUCUGGUACUAGUCCCUGGAGGUGGCCUAGUUACAGCAGCAUUAUCCUCUUUUGUAAAAUAAAACUCAGGGUUCAGUCUCCGCUUCUCAACACAUGAAUGGUGAAAAAUGAAUUCGAUAUACGGUCUAGCAGAAUUUUAGCAUUCUUUGCCUUGUCCUGCUCCCUGUGCCCAAUGGGCUCUGUGACUUCAUUUGUACUGUAUGGGUGCUUGUCCACUCCCAAAGCAUUUAAUCACUUUCAAACUGAGGAUUAUUCCAGUAUGUGACUGUUCUGUAAUACAGGGUAAUUACAUAAAAUGAUUUAUUCAAUUUGUUUAA
This is a messenger RNA of Pseudophryne corroboree (corroboree frog), 3370 nucleotides long. RefSeq names its product LIM domain containing 2 (gene LIMD2). Gene Ontology annotation, cellular component: plasma membrane; actin cytoskeleton. The record is from RefSeq and is a predicted model, not a curated record. The transcript has 7 exons. Gene Ontology annotation, molecular function: actin filament binding. Gene Ontology annotation, biological process: actin filament bundle assembly. NCBI's taxonomy places the organism in Eukaryota, Metazoa, Chordata, Amphibia, Anura, Myobatrachidae. Bases 509 to 943 code for a protein of 144 amino acids.